This is a messenger RNA of Magallana angulata, 706 nucleotides long. RefSeq names its product ganglioside GM2 activator-like. Gene Ontology annotation, molecular function: lipid carrier activity; enzyme activator activity. The record is from RefSeq and is a predicted model, not a curated record. Lineage: Eukaryota; Metazoa; Mollusca; Bivalvia; Ostreida; Ostreidae. Bases 87 to 656 code for a protein of 189 amino acids. The transcript is spliced from 4 exons. Gene Ontology annotation, biological process: ganglioside catabolic process; lipid transport. Gene Ontology annotation, cellular component: cytoplasmic side of plasma membrane.
UUCCAUAGUGUCACGCCACGCACGGCCUUCGAUUCCUUACCUACAAACGACCACCGGACAUCUUUUUCAAUCUCACACGAAACAAGAUGAUCUCUCUCGUCGUCCUGCUCGUAGCUCUCUUCUCUGUGGAGGCUAAACACUUGGUUUACAGAGACUGCAACAGUAGUCCCAACAAAAUUGCCCAUGUCACCUCAGCUCACUUGAACCCUUUCCCCGUGGUUGUACCCGGAGAUUUGACAGGAGAUAUUGUUGUCCAAGCCCCUAGGUUGGUGGAGGGGAACCACUACAAGCUAGAUGUCCACAUCCAGAAGCACGCUUUAUUCUGGAUCACUGUUCCAUGCAUCUCAAACGUUGGAAGCUGUUCCUAUAACUUAUGCGAUCUCCUCGGACCUAACACCACAGAAUGUGCCCCUCAACUGAAAUCUCAGAACCUGCCAUGCCAUUGCCCCUUCCAACCCGGAACCUACACCUUACAACCAGCUACCUUCAAAGUCCCCGAAAUGAGCGGCAUAUGGUCUUGGUUGGCCUCUGGUGACUAUCGCGUGGACGCUAAAAUCACUGAUACAAAUACCGGAGAAGAGGUUGCUUGUUAUCACGUGGAGGUUUCCGCCACCCAGCCCCCAUGUAGCGGCUUCCUCUGUAACAUUUUUGGUUAAAAUGGUUAACAAAAAAUAAAUUUUUCAAGUUGAAGGUAACACAGAAACAA